UCCUUCCCCCAAAAGGCAUUGUUUUCCUGAGCUAUGAUUGGACUUUUGAGCUUUCUUGCUUGCUUCGUCUUCUAGAAAAUUCCGACGACUUCUAGUCGCAUACUAACAAAUCUCCGGAGUCCAGAACGACUUGGAAGAAUUCCAUCUAUCGCGUCCGGAAACAAGAACAAGGAGGAAUAGGAGAGGAAGAAGAGAAUUAUGAGGGAAAGAACUCAUCUGUCUCUUGUUUCUGCUUUCGUUCUUCGUUUUUUAGCAGAUUUCUUGACGGCGCCGCCUGCUUGGAGAUCACCUCCCCCCAGAAGAAUUGUUUUUUGAGCGCCGUGAUCCGCAAACAAAGCGGUCUCCGUCGGAAGAGGGAGCGGAUCCGUCGAGCUCGUCCUCGGAGAGGCGAUUUGGCGGUCGGACUCAAGCUCGCCCUGAUCUUCAUGCGAGUUCUGGAGCUGUCGUCCCGAUUGGCCGAUGGAGAUGGAAGGCAGCGGCUCUCGAGGCAGUUCGAACUCGCCGCCGCCGUUCCUCGUCAAGACGUACGAUAUGGUGGACGACCCGUCGACGGACUCCGUCGUCUCGUGGAGCGCUAGCAACGCGAGCUUCGUCGUCUGGAAUGCGCCGGAGUUCGCCAGGGAUUUGCUACCGAGGUACUUCAAGCACAAUAAUUUCUCCAGCUUCGUCCGGCAGCUCAACACUUAUGGCUUCAGAAAAGUAGAUCCUGAUCAGUGGGAGUUUGCAAAUGAGGAUUUUGUACGAGGACAGAGACACCUCCUGAAGAACAUAUACCGACGCAAGCCGAUCCAUAGCCAUUCGCUGAAUUCUUCAUUCGACAAACAGGAGCUCGAGGAAGAGAUCGAGAAGCUUAAGCAAGAGAAGCGCAGGCUUUGGAACGAGAUCCAGAGGCAUACACAGAAGCAGUUUGGAUUAGAAUGCCAAAUGCAGUCUUUGGAGGAAAGGUUGCAGGUCGUCGGAAAUCGACAGAAGGGUUUGAUGUCAUUCAUGGCCCGAAUCAUACAAAACCCUGUUUUCCUUUCUGACCUCGUGCAACACUCUGAUUUUCACACCAAGAAGAGGAAAUUGCCGAGGAUAGACUACUUGAACGAGGAUAUUUGCGCCGAAGAACAGCAGGUUGAAACUUUCCAGGCCACCUCGAGGGAGCAUGCAUUCGACAUGGAGCCAUUCGAGAAGAUGGAGUCAUCUCUGAAUUCUUUGGAGAAUUUCUUCAGAGGUGUUAGUCAAGCAUCCGGGGAUGACAUGCCCUACGACACACUCGUUCCUUGCCUGCCAUCUAACGUGAUCAUCUCCGAGAUGAAUGCCUCAUCAGGAGAGACCGAUGUGGAUCCGCAAUUGAAACUUCAGCAUUCUUCUUCACCUCCCUUAGAAAACAUACAGUCAUCACCGGAAACUCCCGCAAACGAAAAAGAAGUGGACUCCGGCAACAGAUUUUCGGAAAUUGAUGUGAAUUUGGAGCCAGAUUCUACCGAGAUCGAUUCAUCAAGAGAUAUUGGGAGCACAAUCUCUGCAGUGCCUACGGGGAAGAACGAUGUGUUCUGGGAACAAUUUCUCACAGAGAUUCCAGGUUCCCACGAUACGAAAGAUGCUGAGCCGGCGGUAACUGAUUAUUAGGUUGUUUAGUACAGUUCUAAGUUAAUAAAUUAUUAGGCUGUUUUCCUGCACAAAACAUGGAUGUAACUACCUGUGCUAUCAGUUCAGCUUCCAUACUUACAUUAGAAAAAAUGGCUUCUGUUAGUUUCGUGAUCUUAACUUCUGACGUAGAAGGAUAGUCAAGCAGUCGAUUGCAGUCAAAGAAAGUUCUUCACGAGAUGCAUUUGACUGUCUGUUCACAAGAUACAUUUGAACCAUUGUUGGUGUUCUAUGGACUGGUCAAAUUUUGAUCACAUUUGGAGA
Messenger RNA from Zingiber officinale, 1896 nucleotides. RefSeq names its product heat stress transcription factor A-4b-like. Gene Ontology annotation, biological process: regulation of transcription by RNA polymerase II. Gene Ontology annotation, molecular function: RNA polymerase II cis-regulatory region sequence-specific DNA binding; DNA-binding transcription factor activity. The record is from RefSeq and is a predicted model, not a curated record. NCBI's taxonomy places the organism in Eukaryota, Viridiplantae, Streptophyta, Magnoliopsida, Zingiberales, Zingiberaceae. Gene Ontology annotation, cellular component: nucleus. The coding region runs from base 460 to 1614 and encodes 384 amino acids. The transcript has 3 exons.